Messenger RNA from Marmota monax (woodchuck), 1204 nucleotides. It is a transcript of the gene Eif3i, whose product is annotated as eukaryotic translation initiation factor 3 subunit I. Gene Ontology annotation, cellular component: eukaryotic translation initiation factor 3 complex, eIF3m; cytoplasm. The record is from RefSeq and is a predicted model, not a curated record. Lineage: Eukaryota; Metazoa; Chordata; Mammalia; Rodentia; Sciuridae. Gene Ontology annotation, biological process: cytoplasmic translational initiation. The transcript is spliced from 11 exons. The coding region runs from base 129 to 1106 and encodes 325 amino acids. Gene Ontology annotation, molecular function: protein binding; RNA binding; translation initiation factor activity.
AGACGCCGCCAUGGCAACGCCGCUCUCAUCUACUUCCGGGAGCGAGGGGGUGGAGACGAGAGAACGGAACUGGUUCCAAGCCUCUUCCGGUCCUGCUCACGCCUCGCUCUCCUCGCGUCACCGCCGGGAUGAAGCCGAUCCUGCUGCAGGGCCAUGAGCGGUCCAUUACGCAGAUUAAGUACAACCGCGAGGGAGACCUCCUCUUCACCGUGGCCAAGGACCCUAUUGUCAAUGUAUGGUACUCUGUGAACGGGGAGAGACUGGGCACCUACAUGGGCCAUACUGGUGCUGUGUGGUGCGUAGAUGCUGACUGGGACACCAAACAUGUCCUCACUGGCUCAGCUGACAACAGCUGUCGUCUCUGGGACUGUGAAACAGGGAAGCAGCUGGCCCUACUCAAGACCAACUCAGCCGUUCGCACCUGUGGUUUUGACUUUGGGGGCAACAUCAUCAUGUUCUCCACGGACAAGCAGAUGGGCUAUCAGUGCUUUGUGAGCUUCUUUGACCUGCGGGAUCCAAGCCAGAUUGACAACAAUGAGCCCUACAUGAAGAUCCCUUGCAAUGACUCCAAGAUCACCAGUGCAGUUUGGGGACCUCUGGGAGAGUGCAUCAUUGCAGGCCAUGAAAGUGGAGAGCUCAACCAGUAUAGUGCCAAGUCUGGAGAUGUGUUGGUGAAUGUUAAGGAGCACUCCCGGCAGAUCAAUGAUAUCCAGUUAUCCAGGGACAUGACCAUGUUUGUCACGGCAUCCAAAGACAACACAGCCAAGCUCUUUGACUCUACAACCCUUGAACAUCAGAAGACUUUCCGGACAGAACGUCCUGUCAAUUCAGCUGCCUUGUCUCCCAACUAUGACCAUGUGGUGCUGGGUGGUGGUCAGGAAGCCAUGGAUGUAACCACAACCUCCACCAGGAUUGGCAAGUUUGAGGCCAGGUUCUUCCAUUUGGCCUUUGAAGAAGAGUUUGGAAGAGUCAAGGGCCACUUUGGACCUAUCAACAGUGUUGCCUUCCAUCCUGAUGGCAAGAGCUAUAGCAGCGGUGGUGAAGAUGGAUAUGUCCGCAUCCACUACUUCGACCCACAGUAUUUCGAAUUUGAGUUUGAAGCUUAAGAAGCUGGAUCUUCAUCCAGGCCAGGGAGGCUGCUUACAGAAAGUUUUGGACUCUGAGAAAUAAAUUAGUUUGGUAAUAAAUGGUUUCUGGUUAGACA